CUUGGUCCUCCUGGGCGAUUUACUUCGGGGAGUUUCAGGGCUUGGACUUUGCCACGUUGCUGUGGACGCCGGGCUUCGCUGCUGCAGGAUGUUGUGACUGAGGCAAUACGGUGCAACCCUGUGGGAUGAACGAAAAAGUUAAAGCACACGAAACAGCUGGUGGAGAUAGUAGUGCGUUUGUUUGAGUGGAGCGCUUUUAAAAAUGCUUACUGACGUGGUUAUCGAGGAGGAUUUCGAGCUGAGAGGCGAAGACCUUUGGUACAGCAAACAGGACCUUGAGAAUGAUUUACAUUUGGCCGCUGAGCUUGGCAAAACUCUGCUGGACAGGAACCAUGAGCUGGAGCAGAGCCUUCAGCAGAUGUACACAAACAACCAGGAACAGCUGCAGGAAAUCGAGUACCUGACCAAGCAGAUGGACGUGCUGCGUCAGAUGAACGAGCAGCACGCCAAGGUGUACGAGCAGCUGGACGGGGUGGCCAGAGAGCUGGAGCAGGGCAACUGCAAGCUGAUGCAGGACAACCGGGCCGCUCAGCAGAGGAUCCAGAGCCUGACUGAGACGGUGGACACUCUUCAGGCGCACAUGGACGAGCUGCAGGAGCAGGUGGAGCAGCUAAGUGCAGCCCAGUCGGAGCGCAGCCGCAGGGAGAAGGCCCAGCUGCAGCAGCGGCGCACCAGUCUGAGUGCCCAGAGUGUCCCCUGUCUGAAGGAGCUCUACGACCUGCACCAGGACAAGUGCCUGAUGUCCACUGACGUCCUAGCAUGUGAGCGUCCUUGGGUGCUUCAGCCGGAGGAGCAGACGGCCGCAGCGGAGGCGGAGGAGGAGGAGCGGGCAGCCCUGUGUGGGCUGGUCCAGACCCUGGAGGCCCAGCUGGAGGUGGAGCGCUCGCGCCGGCACGAGGCCGAGCAGGAAGCAGAGGCGACGGCAGAGGAGAACAGCAUGCUGGGACAGCGUCUGGCGGCAUUGGAUGGCUGCCGCAUCCGUCAGGCGGAGCUGGAGGCUGAGGUAGAGGAGCUCCGUCAGCUGUGGCGCUCUGAGAUGGCUAGUGCCAGGAGGGCACAGCAGCGGGCACUGCACGAUGACGUGUCCCUUAGCGCAGAUGGGCAGCCCGGAGGGGAGCAUGAGAGGGGAGAAGAACUGGAAGAGGAGGAGGAAGAGCAGGAGGAGGAAGAGCAGGAUGAGGGAGAGGAGGUGGUGGAGGAGGAAGAGAGAGGGGAGGGGAAGCCGCGGGCGCGAUGCCAGAGCGAGGGGGCCAUCCAGGGCGCCAGCGGUGAGGAGCUGCGGCGACGCCACAGGCCCACCUGUGCCCGCCGGCCCCGGGCGCUCUUGACACGCCGCGGGGUGUCGCUGCUCAGCGAGGUGGACGCUCAGUACAGCGCCCUCCAGAGGCAGUACGACGAGCUUCUCCGCCGCUCCCAGCACAGCGCCGCGGCCGGCGGCCCGCUCAGCCACAAGGCUGUCCAGACGCCCGCGGGUGGCGGCAGCUGUCCCAUCUACGCGCACGCCGCUGCCCACGCCGCCGCCCACGCUCCUCGCCGCCGCCUCUCCAGCUCGGCGUCCGGCGAGCCGCCCGAGUACAAGGCCCUCUUCAUGGAGAUCUUCAACUGCAUCCAGAAGACCAAAGGGGACCUGAGCGACACCAGCGUCCAGGCCCUCCACAGAAUGCAGACGAGACGUCUGAGCCAGUCCAUCCAGACGGAUGAGACACCGUGACUCACUCCCACAGAGAGGGUUGGCUACCACAGUUACUGCCUCUUUCCCCUGUCCUGGGGUUGGGGCUGCAGCUUCCUCUAGGCUUGGGCAUCAGUAAGAGCAGAGUGUGCAGGAUUGGCUUUGGGUUUCUCCACAGAUGCUUCUUUUUGUUUAACCUCCUGCCAUAUCGGAGCUCAGUUCUGUUAAAGAGUUGUGUCUUUACUUUACAUGGCUGGGUGCUGGACAAGCUUUGGUGUGGCGUUGAAGCUGUUUAGUUUUGUAGGCCUAUGUCAGGGGUCAGCUGAGACUUGCUGUGUUUCUUCCAAAACAAUUGCAAGUGAAAAGUUAGAUGCAAGAUGUAUUAAAUUACCGUUGACUUGACAUUUUGAACCACAAAGUAGACCCGAUUCAACGAAAACAUAUACAUGCUGAAUUUAGAAGCCAAUGAAUGUAAUGACUUCAGUUCUUAUAUAUUUGCACUUGAUUUGAUAUCAAUACAAUGAUGUGUGGUGCUUUGGGAUUGAAGAACAUUGCAGCUAUUUUGAGAUAGAGUUGCAUAGCUGGCUUGCAUGUGAGUGCCAUAUAUUCUUAUAGUAACGUUAAAUGUGAAUGAUUACGUCCAGAAUGAUGAAGAAAAUCUCAUGGACUGUCCAGAAGCUACAAAGCCUGGGCAAGAAAUGUGUUCAGGGAGUCCAUACUGUUUAGGCAGUGGAUAAAGUGUUUGUACUUGUUGUUGGAACACAGAGCAGAUAGACCUACCAUGGAGACGCUAAACUGCUUUGCACACGACCGUAUUAACAUUUUCCUCUUAUUUAUUAUUUAUUAUAAAUUAUAAAUAUUUAGAAAUGAGAGUUUAUUUAUUUUGUACCUUCUCGUGUGUUUACAGUUAUGCAUCUCAAAUGGAUGAAAUUAUUGUUCAUGUAACUAAGUCAGAGGUCAGUUUUGUAAGUUACUUAGUGGAGGCAGAGAUUGGAUUUGACACGCAUUCCUGCAGUCAGAAUUACACAACAAGCAUAAUCUUGUAGUCUCUGUUACAGUAGCUAGCAGUUGUCUACUUGAAUCAAAGACACAAGGUGAUUUUGUGUUUUUUUUUUUUUUUU
Molecule: messenger RNA, 2790 nt
Organism: Alosa sapidissima (American shad)
Lineage: Eukaryota; Metazoa; Chordata; Actinopteri; Clupeiformes; Clupeidae
Gene: cdr2a
Product: cerebellar degeneration-related protein 2a
Exons: 5
Coding region: 203-1711 (502 amino acids)
Source: RefSeq, a predicted model, not a curated record